AUGGCAGUUGCUGAUAUCAUUUUUGCAAUUUCUAUCAUGCCCCAAAUCAUCUACAUGAUAAUUUAUUGGAAUAGCACACUUAUCAAUUACAAUCCGUAUGUUAUGGCAAUCACCGGAUCGCCGUUACCCAUAUUUUUGAAAAUUUCCUCAGGGCUCCACGCGGGAGCAGCUACAGAGAGGAUUCUGGCUCUCUACUUCCCAAUCCUGUACCGCAAAAUGGACCACGUCGACUGCUCAAACCUCCUGAUGCUCAUCUCCGUGCUCCUAGGCUUCAUCGACACAGUGCUCGCAAUGUGCACAUUCGAAUACGAGCCACACCUGAAUUGCUCUUCAAUCGGUUGCAUGGUCAACGACCUGUUCAGAACUUACUGGGGAGCUUCGAAUAUGACUUGCGGAAUAAUUAUUGUGGUUAUGAGCGUGUUUGUGUUCUUCAAAGUACAGAAGCUCGAACGGGAAAGUGGGACAAUCGGGGGAAAUAGUGUCCAAAAAGUUCCGUCAAGCAAAUCAUACGACAUGUGGCAUCCUGCUGAGCUCCCUAUUCUGUCUGACAAUCCCAUCCUUGCUCAUUUCUCUCGUCGAGACAUUUGUCGGAUUUUCAAUAUUCGAUCAGUUUGGCCCAAUCUAUGCGGCUUCUCUGCUCACUAA
Messenger RNA from Caenorhabditis elegans, 645 nucleotides. RefSeq names its product G_PROTEIN_RECEP_F1_2 domain-containing protein (gene Y57A10C.10). The record is from RefSeq and is marked reviewed. NCBI's taxonomy places the organism in Eukaryota, Metazoa, Nematoda, Chromadorea, Rhabditida, Rhabditidae. The coding region runs from base 1 to 645 and encodes 214 amino acids. The transcript has 5 exons.